Toxorhynchites rutilus septentrionalis is the source of this 1899-nucleotide messenger RNA. RefSeq names its product protein angel homolog 2 (gene angel). The transcript is spliced from 4 exons. The coding region runs from base 400 to 1809 and encodes 469 amino acids. NCBI's taxonomy places the organism in Eukaryota, Metazoa, Arthropoda, Insecta, Diptera, Culicidae. Gene Ontology annotation, molecular function: 3'-5'-RNA exonuclease activity. The record is from RefSeq and is a predicted model, not a curated record.
UCCUACUACAUUCAAAUAGAGCAGUUUCAUUUGGAAAAACAAAAAUAUAGAUCUUAAUAUUUCCUUCUGGCUAUGUUUCAGCUAAAUAUUCUAACAUGAUAUUUCGAACUAAUCGAUUUACUAAACUUGCUAAAAUACAUGUUCCUGUCUAACAACCGGAACAGCAGUAUUUCGCAAAGCCUGCAUAAACAUAUUCGCAAUUAUACUUUAUGACAAAUACGGAAAAGGAAUUGUGUGGUGUUUGUUUUUGUUAAUUCCUUGCUCGUCUCAGUGUAUCAUAAAAUUUAGUGCGAUAUGUUAUUACUUUAAGUUUGUUUAUAAUUUUACAUCCAAUUACGACAAAAGAAUUAUUUACUAAGUGAGAAUUUGACGCUCGUCAGUGCUAGCUUGCUUAGUUACAUGAAACGCAUCUUCAGAACUCCAUUGAUCCCAAAUCUAACGGUGGCAUUAAAAAGUCCCCUGGACUAUCAGCUGACGCAAUUCAGAAGCUUCAAGCGCAUGUACCGAUCGCGCGAGUCACCACGGUCAAAACAAAAAGGUCCGGAGAGAGACGUUAGAGGAAUCUUUCAGCGUUACGCGCGGCAGAGAAACAUGUCCGAGACUUGUCGAAAUUGGCGCUCAGUGCAGUGCUCCGCCCGGCGAAGCCCAGAUGACGUUCAAUUCAAUCUCAUGAGUUAUAAUAUUCUAGCCCAAGAUUUGCUGGAGCUACAUGAAGAACUCUACGAUCAACACGAUGCGGUGGCGCUAUCGUGGUCUCAUCGAUACGAUCGGCUGAUGGCGGAGAUCAAUCUGGUUCAACCAGACAUUUUAUGCGUGCAAGAGCUACAGGAAAACCACAAGGAACAAUUUAGCCGCGGAUUGGCUAAUUUCAAGUACGAUGUAAUAUACAAGAAGCGGACAGGGGACAAAACCGACGGAUGUGCGAUUUAUUUCAAACAGGAUGUAUUCGAAUUACUUGAAUAUCAAGACGUAGAAUAUUAUCAACCGGAUGUUAAGCGUUUGGAUCGUGAAAAUGUAGCUAUAAUUGCUAAAUUCGGGGUGAGAUCAAACCCGAAUCAAAAAUUGGUGGUGGCUACCACACACCUCCUGUACAAUCCGCGACGACAGGAUAUACGUUUAGCUCAGAUACAGGUAUUAUUGGCAGAACUAGAUCGUCUGGCAUACAUCGGGAGGUAUGAAAACGGGACGCCGAAGUAUUUGCCUACAAUUGUGACGGGAGACUUUAAUCUCCAACCAUACACUGCUCCUUACGUUCUUCUGACGACUGCUUUCCUGCAAUACGAAAGCUUAGCCACAAAUACACUCGAGCCACAAAUGGGUGGUAAUGGAUCAACUUUUGGAAAAGAGUUGCUUCCUGCCAGGUUGGGAAUCACAGAUGAUUGUCGGCACGAGAACUCAAUUGAUCGGGUUGAGCCUGACAGUGGGUGUCAUUCAAUGCUACAUAAUUCCAGCACCACACCAGCAACAGUUGCUCCUGCCCGGGACAGUAAGCCAAACCAUAUGUUUGGACAGGGAAAACUUAGGCAUCGGUUUAAGUUUACAUCAGCUUACAAGCAUAACUUAGGGGAAGAAAACGCGGAAGCAACCACCUUCCAGGGAAAAUGGAUCACCGUAGACUUUCUGUUCUAUACAAAAUUUCACAACACAAGCGAAAAGGCAUUCGUAGAAGGUAAUCUAAAACUGGUGGCCACCUACUCCCUGCCCACAGUGAAGCAGGCGCGGGAAAUCUACACGAUACCGAAUAUGUACUUCGGUUCAGAUCAUUUCGCUCUCGCCGGUCGAUUCUUGCUGAAGAAUAGUACGGAAUGAAAAUCGGAGAUUUGCCACCAAUCGGCACUUGUUUUAAUUUGACAAACCUUUAUCUGUUCGUUGGUUAUAAAUAUACACGCUUCCUCAGAA